AAAUUCAUUUCCUCUAGUGGCAUGACGUAGGUGGGGGAGGAAGAUAGGGAUCGACUAUGGAACGAGCUGAAGAUGCAACCUUAUAACGGUACCGGCUGAUAGAUAGCUGAACUCUUUGUUCACAUCAAAAAAAGUGGAGGACCCGACGAGACAGACAAAAACACAGACAUGCAGUUCAAAUACAGAAGGCACUGAUUUAUUUUUAUAGGAUAUUUUUCUGUGCUCCUUCAAGGGCUGGGUCCGUUAUCGCUGUUGUUGGCGGAACCGGCUGGCCAAGAUGUCUGUGGAAGAACAGGAAUAUCCCGAGGCGACUCUGGUGGCAGAGGCCGGGCCGCAGUGGUUUCGGGCGGAAUUAGAGCGCCUAUCCCGGGAGCUGAGCGAGACGACUCAUGAGAAGAUCCAGGCGGCGGAAUACGGGCUGGCGGUGCUCGAAGAGAAGCAACAGCUCAAACAGCGUUAUGACGAGUUGGAGACCGAGUUCGAGACUGUUCGGCAUGAACUCGACCAACUGAAGGAGGCAUUCGGCCAGGCCUACUCCACCCAUAGGAAGGUGGCUGCAGAUGGGGAGAGCAGGGAGGAGUCACUAAUGCUGGAGUCAGCCAGUAAGGAGGCCCAAUACCAGCAGAUGGUCCUGGAGCUGCAGAACGAGCUGCGGUUGGCCAGGACUGCCCUCACCAGCAACCAAUCAGAGAAUGAGCGCCUGGCCUCCGUUGCCCUGGAGAUGAGAGAGAGUUCUGAGCUGGUGGAGCUGCAGCGCAGCCAACUGCGUGAUGACAUCAGAGAGUAUAAGGUGCGAGAGGCACGCCUGCUGCAGGACUAUAGUGAGCUGGAGGACGAGAACAUCUCCCUGCAGAAACAGGUGUCCCUGCUCCGACAGAGCCAGGUGGAGUUUGAGGGUCUGAAGCAUGAGAUCUGUCGUCUGGAGGAGGACUCCCAGUGCCUCCACAGCCAGUUGGAGGAGGCCAUGCGCCUGCGGGAGAUCGCCGAGCACCAGCUGACCGAGGCUCUGGAGACCAUUAAGACUGAGCGCGAGCAGAAGGCCGCCCUGCGUAAAGAACUGUCCCACUACAUGACCAUUGGGGACAACCUGUUACCGUACCACCACAGCCCCCUGAACAUCUCCCUGGACGGCUUCAAGUUCAGCGAGGAUCCCACUGCUGCCACCAACGAACCCAACAAUGAUGACUCGUUCCAUGGCUAUGAGAACGGCCUGGCUAAGAUGGCUGCAGACUGCAACGAGGAUAACAGAGCCAAGCUCCGGCCCGCCCCCAGCCUAGUGGAUGACCUGCUGAGUGAACUCAACAUCUCAGAGAUCCAGAAACUUAAGCAGCAGCUCAUGCAGGUUGAGCGGGAGAAGGUAGCACUACUUUCCUCCCUGCAGGAGGCCCAGAAGCAGCUAGAGGUGGCCCACGGGACUCUGUCUGAGCAGCAGGAGAUAGUAGGACGUCUCACCGAGAACCUCAGCGCCAUGAGGAAACUCCAGGCCAGCAAGGAGCGCCACUCGGCCCUGGACAGCGAGAAGGAGCGUGACAGCCGUGACGAUGGUGACGGGGACUACUACGAGCUGGACAUCAACGGGCCUGAGAUCCUGCAGUGUAAGUACACAGUGGCUGUGUCCGAGGCCGGGGAGCUCAGACAGGAGCUUAAGACUCUUAAAGCAGAGUACCAGUCAUGCCGGAGCCAGUACGAGGAGGAACGAGCCCACCUGGAGAGCGACGUGGCAGGGCUGAGUGAGAAGCUAGCUUCCCUGGAGAAGAGCAGCCGGAUGGAGCACGAGGAGAUGGAGCGCCUGGAGAAGGACCUGCGGCGGGUGAGCGAGUCGGCAGGCGAGUCGCAGGGAAGUCUGAACGUGGCACAGGACGAACUGGUGGUGUUCAGUGAGGAGCUGGCCAACCUCUACAACCACGUGUGCAUGUGCAACAACGAGACGCCCAACCGGGUCAUGCUUGACUACUACAAGGAGGGCAAGGCCAGCGUAGGGGGCGGGGGCGGCCGGGAGGGGAAAGGACGACGUCUGUCCCACGUUCUGCUCUCCAACGGGCUGGUCCCUGAUACUGACCCCAGUAAACCUGAAGCCAAUGACCCAGCCGCCCCAGCCCCAGUCUCAGCCCCAGAAUCCCGCCCAGAGCCUAUGAACAUCUAUAACCUGGUGGCCAUCAUCAGGGACCAGAUCCGUCACCUGCAGCAGGCGGUGGACCGCACCACAGAGCUGUCCCGCCAGAGGAUGGCCACCAUGGAGCUGAGCACCGUGGCUGAUAAGGACAGCGAGGCCUGCAUGGGGGAGAUCCUCAAACUCAAGUCCCUCCUCAGCACCAAGAGGGAGCAGAUCGCCACCCUGAGGACCGUGCUCAAAGCCAACAAACAUACGGCUGAGGUGGCGCUGGCCAACCUGAAGAGUAAAUACGACAACGAGAAGACCAUGGUGAGGGAUACCAUGUUGAAGCUCCGCAACGAGCUGAAGGCUCUGAAAGAAGACGCUGCCACCUUCUCCUCACUACGGGCCAUGUUCGCAACAAGGUGUGAUGAGUACGUAACUCAGCUGGACGAGAUGCAGAGACAGCUGGUUGCGGCGGAGGACGAGAAGAAGACCCUGAACUCCCUGCUCCGCAUGGCCAUCCAGCAGAAGCUGGCCCUGACCCAGCGUCUGGAGGACCUGGAGUUUGAUCAUGAGCAGGCGCGCCGUGGCGGGGUUACAGGAGCAACGACGAGCAGUCGGGGCAAGACCUCCUCGUCGGCACGGGGCAAAGGGGCCUCGGCCAAUCAUCACUAAUUUAAUCAAGCCGUGUCCUUCAAAGGUUGACAGUCACCUUGCCGAUGAUUACUUCAGUGUCCCCUCCUGGCCUGAGACAAAUGUCAGAGACACGUACUGCUGUAGUGUGAGGACUUUGUUUCUGUGCACACACACAUACACACACACACAACACACACACACUCUUGACCUUUACAGACGCGUGAAAUCCCCAGGGGUUUGGUAUCUUGGUGUGGCUGCAGGAAACAACAAAGACUCAUGGGUAUGAUGACCAUAGAGAUAUCUAGGUCUAUUUCUAUGGGCAUGACCAUAGAGAUAUCUAGGUCUAUUUCUGUGGGAAUGACCAUAGAGAUAUCUAGGUCUAUUUCUGUGGGCAUAACCAUAGAGAUAUCUAGGUCUAUUUCUGUGGGCAUGACCAUAGAGAUAUCUAGGUAUAUUUCUGUGGGAAUGACCAUAGAGAUAUCUAGGUCUAUUUCUGUGGGUAUGACCAACAGUUUGACCCCCCAUUGUGAUUCAGUCACUCAUCCCACAUUGUCCACCACUAUACUGGUAUUAUUCUGUGUAUGUUUCCCCUGAUGACUGCACACUUUUCAUGUCUUUUUAUUUCUCUUUUUUUGCUUGUAAUUCACACCUCAGUGAAUGUGUGAGGUGUUCAUACGCUUUUAAGAAUUGUUACAUGUUUGGUCAUUGGAGCAUUAAUUAGUCAUUUAAAUAUUGAGCUUUUGUCAUUAUAUAACUGUCAGAUUGAUAACAUUUCCAUGGAGAGCAAACCAGCAAAGUCAUAGGAACUAACUUGCUCCAGUUUUCUCUGGGGUCAAUAUUCAAUAGGACUCACAAGCUAACAGCUAACAUUCUCUACAAGCACAUAGAUGAACAUCUUAAAUUGGAAUUUGUUUUUUCUCUCUUUUUUUCAAAUCUUGUCACAUAUUGAUAAUGUGCUUAAAAAAGUUAACCAGUGAGAGCAGGAUGUUCCAGCAGGACAUUCAACCAGUGUGCCCAGUGGGUACUUUCUGGCCUUAGUUUAGACCAGUAGUUUGUUCUGUCCACAAAAGAGAAUCUGGAUUUAAUUUUGACUAGUGGUUUGUUCUGUUCACAAAAGAGAAGCUACAUUUAGAUUUGAAUGUUUUCUAUGUCUUUGAGAAUUGUGGUGAGAGGUUAUGACCCCAGUCAAUAACAGAUUGAGGAAAAUAAUAGGAACUGUCGUGAAUUGUGUGAAGUGAUUCUGCGAUCCUGCAAGCAUGCAGAGUUGCACAUUUAGGGGCUAUUAUUAUGAUUAUUAUUAAUCGGUAAACCUUAUUUUAAGAGUAAUGAUACCACAGCUGUUAACUUUGGCUGCCUAGUUAAUAGUGGUUCAGAGCAUUUUCGAUGAUGGCUGAGGGAGAGAUUACUAAUGCAAAUACUUAUUUAUACUCUACCUUUGUAUGGCAAAGUUCAGGCGACUAUGGUGGAGACUUUUUGUAUUGUCUGUUUUAAUGCAAUUUUAUGAGCCCUUUUUACAUCCUCUAAAAGUGUUGUUGUGAUUUCAACAAACAGACUAAGUUAAGUCAUGAACACAUCUGCAGUGCCAUUUAAUUUAUUGUUGAUGCAAUAAAAGUUACAUUUGGGA
Molecule: messenger RNA, 4355 nt
Organism: Oncorhynchus tshawytscha (Chinook salmon)
Lineage: Eukaryota; Metazoa; Chordata; Actinopteri; Salmoniformes; Salmonidae
Product: protein bicaudal D homolog 2
Exons: 8
Coding region: 278-2770 (830 amino acids)
Biological process (GO): regulation of microtubule cytoskeleton organization; protein localization to organelle; microtubule anchoring at microtubule organizing center
Cellular component (GO): Golgi apparatus; cytosol
Molecular function (GO): dynactin binding; dynein complex binding; cytoskeletal adaptor activity
Source: RefSeq, a predicted model, not a curated record